AUGCCCUAUCUUGCCCGUACUGAGCCCUGCGAAGUCUUACGUCGAGACGGUUUAGCAUCAGUGCUCUGGCUAGAAGAUGCCAUCGCCAAUUAUAACGUCCCCACGGUUGUAUUCCAACUUCACCUCCUGGUAUCCAACCCCAACGAUGCAGCCAAGAGCUUACGCCUGGCUGGAUGGACCGAUGUUGAAACAAACGCCCAAAUAGGCCUCUUUGAUGUCAAUUUCCACGAUAUCCAGUGCAUUUACCUUGACCCCCCCACCAUGGAGGAGGAGCAUGAGACCACUCCAGGACUACCUCCGCCGGUUCGCAAAGGUCCUCCACCGGUUCGCAAAGGUCCUCCACCAGCGACCAGGACAGUACUGCUCUCUGCACAGGACUGCAACGCCCCCAUUGAGCCUCUGUUAUCAGGCAACCCACCCCAAUGCGACACCAUCCCACCUUUGUGGUUCCUUGUCGAUGGCUUAAUAUCAGGUGUCCUCGAUGCCCCAGCAGAGAGCCGGCUAGAAGAAAGGCUAGCUUUACAACUGGUCUAUUUAUAUGGCCAUUGUCAUGAAAUGCGCUCCCCCAAGCUUAUUGAGCAGCUCAGGCUUGAGAACCGCCAAUUCCAUAUCGACGCGUUAACUGGCCCAUCUGUUGGGAAAGCACCACUUAUUGCUUGGAAUCGCCGAAUAAGGCGUCAGCUUCAAGAUGGUACACGUCAGCUUAUGUACGAGAAUUCACUUCUCUCUACAAAUCCUCCUGAAUAUCAGCAGUUUAUUUCUCAACUCCACUCUGAUUUCCGAGAAUUACAACCUUCUACAUUACUUUCAAGUAAAGAUUAG
Molecule: messenger RNA, 822 nt
Organism: Fusarium sp. VM40
Lineage: Eukaryota; Fungi; Ascomycota; Sordariomycetes; Hypocreales; Nectriaceae
Source: the annotation of a GenBank genome assembly